GUCAGAUCCAGUCAUCCGAUCCGUCAUCAUCAGUUUUGAUGCAAAAGGGGAAGUUGGGAGGAACCGAGAGGAAGAUCUGGGAGUGACCGUUUGAGAAGCACCUCUUGACUUUAGUACAGGAGAUUGGGGCUUAGGGUCAUGGCAGGAAGAGGUGGAGCAACGAGACCUAACGGGCCGAACGCCGGCAACAAAAUCUGUCAAUUCAAACUAGUGCUUCUGGGGGAGUCCGCAGUGGGGAAGUCAAGUUUAGUCCUUCGCUUUGUAAAAGGACAGUUUCACGAGUUUCAGGAAAGCACAAUAGGAGCUGCCUUCUUGACUCAGACAGUAUGUUUGGAUGACACAACAGUGAAGUUUGAGAUCUGGGAUACAGCUGGACAGGAGCGCUACCACAGUCUGGCCCCAAUGUAUUACAGAGGAGCGCAGGCGGCAAUAGUGGUGUAUGACAUUACAAAUGAAGAAUCAUUUGCACGUGCGAAAAACUGGGUGAAAGAGCUUCAGAGACAAGCCAGUCCAAAUAUUGUAAUAGCUUUGGCUGGAAACAAGGCAGACCUUGCCAACAAGAGAGCGCUGGACUUUCAGGAUGCACAGUCAUAUGCAGAUGAUAACAGUUUGCUCUUUAUGGAAACGUCGGCAAAGACUUCAAUGAACGUGAAUGAGAUUUUUAUGGCCAUUGCAAAGAAACUACCCAAGAAUGAGCCCCAGCCUGCAGGUGCCAACACAGGACGCAACAGAGGUGUGGAUCUAACAGAAACGGCACAGCCUGCGAAAGGUCCCUGCUGUAGCAACUAAACAGCGACGGUCCUCACCUCCUAACCAACCGCAUCACAUCUGGACAUGGGGCUCCUCCUUCCAAACCUCGCUCCUUGGAUUAGCUAAAGACUCUGUAUAGCUGUGUUUCUAAUACUUUUUUUUACUUUUUAUUUUUAAGAAAAAAAAUAUGUAAAUCAGCAGUCUACUGGAUGCAUGUAUCACUACAAAUGCUAAAUACACAUUUUAACUUAAUUCAGCAGGAGAACAAACCCGGGUGAAAGUGUGCGAGAGAGAGAGUGAAAUAUUGAGUGUGUUUGUAUGUGUUAAGUAUGUGGAAUUGAUUACCUUAUAACCAGGCCCAGGCGCAAUCUGCAGACGUUUUUCUGCGAAAAUGGAUUAAAACAUGGUAAAAAUGUGUUUAACCGAGCUUAGUGGUAACUGUAAGCAUAAUCAAAUUUAGCAAAUUAAUAAACUUCAUGAAUGCAUUACAGUUCUGUGGAAAUCUGCAUGCAGAUUUCGUGUAGGCCUGUUUAUGACUCAAAAUUGAAUCCAACAAAGAGUUUUAAAUUUGCUCUAGUAAAACCGGAUCCCCCAAGUUGGUUUUGGGUUGUAGUUUGGAUGCAGUAGCUUCUCAUUCUAGUUAAGCAUUCCUCAGUGCACCUGCUGUGUCCUCAGUAUGCCACUUACUGAAGUCUAGCCAUGAUGAUAAUGAAAAUAUUGGGACUUCAUGAGCGUGACUCAUAAAGUCAUUCAGCUCUUUGGCAGCUGGAUUUUACAAAUGGCUUGGUGAAUCGAUAUUGUAUUUGGGGAUAAAGAACAAAUCAAGGAAGGCAGUCAGUAAAACAUGUUCAGCCUGCUGUAUGAAUGAUUAUUAUUAUUAUUAUUAUUAUUAAUUGGGACUGUUUACUCAUCUCUGUUAUGCUUAUACAAUUAAUGUCAGGCCCAGAUGGAAUCUGUGCAUUUUUUAAGAGCAAAAUCUACUGAAUUUGGAGGAUUCAAAUGUUAAAACAUGUUCAGUGGACUAUAAGCUUAUUGGUAGCCAUGCAUGUAAUAAAUUUGCAAAAGUAUUUCAUUUAAAAAAAACAAACAAACAUGGGAUGCAUGCAAGCCCGUUUCCACCACAUAAUAAAAAAAAUGUAUGUAAUUUUAUCUUUUCUCGAAAUUGCAACAAAAAGAGUCGACAUUGUUCUAACAAUUGUGAUAUAUAAAGAAAAAAAUAUAUGAGAAUUAUGAGCAGCAAAACAUACAAACUGUUGGAAGUUUAUGAAAAUUGGUUUAAAGUUUAAAAAAAAAAAAAGUUUAAAAUUGGAAGUUUAUACUGCAAUUCUGAGUUUGUAUCUCACAAUUCUGAAAAAAAAGCAUUUAAAAUUUUGAAUUUAGAAUUAUUUUUUGUUGUUGCAAUUCCACGUUUACAUUUCACAAUUCCGAGUUUGUUGCAAUUCUGACUUUUCCUCAGAAUUGUGAGAAAAUCUGAAUUGUGAAAUAUAAUCUCAUAAUUCCAAGGAAAAAGUCUGAAUUGUGAGAUAAGUUGCAAUUACCUUUUUUAUUUUUACCCCAUUGUGGAAACAAGCUUUCAUAUGUAAAAUGUUUGGCUAUUUGAACUCUGCGCAAAUUUUGUGUGGGCCUGCCAAUUAUCAGUUAAAGAACAAAAAAAAAAAGAAAGAAAGAAAAAAUAACUUCUCUGACAUCUUUCCCUGCAAUUUUUAUUGUAAUCUUACUGGAAGUCAUGGGCAAACUGUAUCAUCGCCUGAUUACGUCAGUGAUGCAGUGCAGUUUUGUGUUGUCGCAUGUACUCUGAAGACUAAAGGCGUGUGUUUGUGGGCAAAUUUAAAUGAUACAUGCUAUCAGGCAUAAAAGACUGUGUAAAGGCCUUUGCUUCUACACAUUGGAGACUUGGAGAUCUUUCAAUGUUUUGUGGGCAGAAAGAAACCCAGCAAGUCUACAUCAUUUAGGUUUGCCUGCCAUGAUGGACAGUAAUUUGCACACUGUACAGCUUCUCAUAAAUCCUACUACCAGUUUUGAGUUUCUUUUAAUGGAGAAUCAUGUUUAAAUGGUGGUCUUUUUAAUGUACGUAGUGUUAUUAACAAAUGAUAUUGACAUUUAGUCAGUGGUCUGUCUUGUACCUUCUCUCAAAAUGCUCAAUGUUUUUAUUUCUAAGAACCUAUUGAAUUGCACAA
This is a messenger RNA of Labeo rohita (rohu), 2927 nucleotides long. It is a transcript of the gene rab5ab, whose product is annotated as RAB5A, member RAS oncogene family, b. Gene Ontology annotation, molecular function: GTPase activity; GTP binding. The record is from RefSeq and is a predicted model, not a curated record. The transcript is spliced from 6 exons. Bases 139 to 789 code for a protein of 216 amino acids. NCBI's taxonomy places the organism in Eukaryota, Metazoa, Chordata, Actinopteri, Cypriniformes, Cyprinidae.